CUGACUCAUUGACUUUCUUAGGCCACUUUUUUUUCCUCCCUGAGAAAUCGCAUCUUUUGAUCGAGGCCAUUCAUCUUCCUAUCGAUCGGACCAUAUUUUCCAGUCAACAGUUGUUUCUGUUCUGGUACAAUUUUCCAGUAAUCGUUGAACUCCUAGCUUCAACAAUCGAGUAUUGCAGUUUUUAUAUCAAUGGCUGUUUCUUCUUUUUCUUCAGUAUCUGACGACGUCCGUCGUUGGAAAUAUGAUGUCUUCGUCAGUUUCAGAGGCGAAGACACCGGCGGGGGUUUUGUCAGCCAUCUGCUCAGAGCUUUCAAGCAGAAAUCAAUCAGUACAUCCGUGGAUGCUGAAGAUAUGUGCAGAGGCGACCGCCUUUCGGAAGAGCUCCGAAAACACAUCCAACAGUCGAGGCUUUCGAUUGUAGUUUUUUCUCAAAACUACGCUUCUUCCAGACGGUGCCUCAGAGAACUGGCCCAAAUGGUGGAACAAGUGAAGAUGACUGGCCAGGUGUUGGUGCCCGUUUUCUAUGGUAGAACCGUAUGUUGUUCGUAGAGCCACCGGACCUUUUGCGGAAGCUUUCGCAAGAUAUGACUGCGAAAUGGAAGAGGAGGAAGUGUGCACUUGGAGGAAAGCCCUAACUGCUGCUGCCAGUUAUUUUGGCUGGUAUAUAGAAAAUUAUAGGGAUGAUGCCGAGCUGAUUGAGGAAAUCGUACAAUGUGUUUUUAACAAAUUGAUCCGCUGGUCAUCGUUUGACGGUGGUUGGAAAUAUGAUGUUUUUCUCAAUUUUAGAGGUGAAGACACUCGCAAGAGUUUUUGCAGCCAUCUCUACAAAGCUCUGUAUCAAAAAGUAAUCAACACCUUCAUGGAUGAUGAAGAGCUUAGAAAAGGCAACAGCCUUUCGGAGCUCCUGAAAUGUAUUAAACAGUCGCGAGUUUCGAUUGUUGUUUUUUCUGCAGACUACGCUUCUUCCACAUGGUGCUUAAAAGAACUCGUGCAGAUCCUCAAAUGCAUGGAUGAACAUAAUCAGAUGGUGGUCCCUGUUUUCUACGAAGUUGAUCCAUCUCAAGUUUGUAGGCCGGAAGCUUUUACUAAACACGAUCGCGAUUCUAAGGUGGAGAUGGAAGAGGUGCAGAGCUGGAUGUUGGCCCUAACUAGAGCCACCAAUUUAACUCUACCUCGCUGGGAUUCACGAAACUAUGACGAUGAUGCCAAGCUGAUUGAGGACAUUGUACAACAUAUUUCGAGAGAGCUUCCCCGUUUUACCAGACUGCAGAUGGGCCAUGUUUGAUAACGAUUCAGUUGAGAUAGAGCACGAUUCUGAUGAGAUACAAGCCUGGUUGCAGAUCAAUCCUAGCUACAUCAAUGUGUUCUUUCAAUUUCAGUUUAAACUUUGUUCAAAAAAAAAAAAAAUUCAGUUUAAACUAGUAAGUGAGCCCGCGCUAUGCUGCGGGUUUUAAAAAUGUUUUAAAAAUAUUAAAGUCUAUUUACAUCAUUAUCAAAAUAUAUUUACAUUAAUAUCAAAAUUUAUUUACCUCUUUAUGUUCAAUAAAGGAUUGAUGUUGGUAGUA
Malus domestica (apple) is the source of this 1565-nucleotide messenger RNA. RefSeq lists its product as uncharacterized. Lineage: Eukaryota; Viridiplantae; Streptophyta; Magnoliopsida; Rosales; Rosaceae. The record is from RefSeq and is a predicted model, not a curated record. Gene Ontology annotation, biological process: signal transduction.